This is a messenger RNA of Caenorhabditis angaria, 1908 nucleotides long. The record is from the annotation of a GenBank genome assembly. Lineage: Eukaryota; Metazoa; Nematoda; Chromadorea; Rhabditida; Rhabditidae.
AUGACCGCAUUCUUGCCACCAAAUCUUCUGGCGCUUUUCGAAGCUCGUCCACCAAUUCGAUAUCUUCCACCAGUCGAAGAUUUGAUUGUUGAGAAAAAUGCGAAGCGGCCACCAAUGACUGGAGUUGCACAAUAUUUAUCGCUAUUCGAAGAUCCUGCUGAUACCCCACCAAAACCUGUUGUUGAGACAAAAGAGCAAAAGAAAGAUCGGAGACGGCGAGAAAAAGAAGAGCUUCUUGCUUAUAAAUUAGAACAAGGAAUUGCUCAGUGGAAUCCGGCUGAAAAUGAUAAAGCAUCCGAAGAUCCAUAUAGAACUUUGUUUGUUGGUAGAAUUGUAAGUUUUUUUUUGAAUUUAGUAGAAAAUGAAAAUUCAAAUCAAACAUUUUUUAGAACUACGAAACAUCGGAGAACAAACUUCGUCGAGAAUUUGAGGUUUACGGAAAAAUCAAAAAAUUGACAAUGGUUCAUGAUGAGCAAGGAAAACCACGUGGAUAUGCUUUCAUUGAGUAUAGUGACAAAUCGGAGAUGCACAGUAUGUCAUUUUUGAAAUUAUUUGGUGAAAUCAAUUUUUCUUGGUGAUAUUCAAGUGUUUUUUACUAAAUCACAGCCUUCACAAGGGAACUCUUCCAAGAUUUUUGAGAUGGAAUAUAUUUUUCUGGUGGUUUUUGAUGAGCGGAUUGUCAAAAAUACUGUAAAAUAUAUAUUUCAUUCUAAAAAAUCAAAGAAACCAGUUCCCUUGUCAGUUUUUCUUUCUGUUUCUUCUCCCAAAUACUCACAGAAAACCGCUUUGUUUCUUCCAGCAACAUUGCGAGUUCUCAAUUGUGAACCCGUCUGAACUUCCCAAAUUUUCGUUGUUUUCGGAAUAGGUUUGUUUAGAUGGUUAGUUUUAACCUGCAAACUGAAAAAAAUCAAAACACUUUUUUCAAAAUCUUAUCCAAAAUUCAAAUUUUCCUGUAAGUUUCCACGUAGGUUUAGUUUUCUUCAAAUUUCAAUUUUUUAAAUCGGGUAAGCUUACGGGUAAGACACUUUUUUUAUGAAUUCCGCCAAAAUUCGUAAGUUUCCCCGGGUAAGCUUGAAAAAAGUAAGUUUCCGAGAAAAAAACCCAGGUAACUUUUUUUGACGUUUUUGAACCCGGGUAAGUUUAGUUGAAACCCAAGGAUAACUAGGUAAAUUCCAAAAAUUAUUGACUGAAAAAAUAUAAAAUUAAAUUUUCAGCUGCUUAUAAAAAAGCGGAUGGCAUCAAAGUGGAUGGACGGCGAUUGGUUGUAGAUUAUGAACGGGGAAGAACUCAGAAAACAUGGCUUCCAAGAAGACUCGGUUGGUUUUUUUUUUCUAAAAUGGGUUGACAAAAAAUGGAAGGACUAAGAUUUUUCUAGUCCCUAAGGCCAUUAUUUCCUAGUCUCUCCAAUUUCUCAAGUUCAUAUUCAGGUGGUGGUAAGGGUGAUACACGUAAAACACGUGAAUCGCGAGCAACAAUCGAAGAACGAGAAAUGAAUGAAAGAGGAGGAAGUAAUUAUGAGGAUAGAGAUCGAGAUAGAAGUGGAAGUAGAGAUCGAAGACAGGAUUCAUAUAGAAAUGGAGGAGGAUAUGAUAGAGAUAGAAGAGAUCGUGAUAGAGGAGGAUAUGGUGGAUCAGGAGGAGGAGGAGGAAGUGGAAGGUUGGGUUUUUUUUUGUUUAUGGGAAUUUUUUGGGGGAAAGAAAGCGUGUUUAAAAAAGUAUCACCCAAAACUCUUAAAAAAUUAAUUUUAAUGAUAAAACUAACCAAUUGUUCGUUAUUAGUUAUCGCGACCGUGGUUCUUCCGAUCGUGGUUACGGUGGAGAUCGUGAUAGAGAUCGUGGGAGUAGUCGAUUAUCUUCAAGUGGCGGAGGUGGAAGUAGUAGAAAUGGAAGUGGAAGAGAUCGAUAUUAA